Messenger RNA from Candida tropicalis MYA-3404, 1920 nucleotides. Its product is annotated as E3 ubiquitin-protein ligase. The transcript has a single exon. The record is from RefSeq and is a predicted model, not a curated record. Gene Ontology annotation, biological process: protein ubiquitination; rescue of stalled cytosolic ribosome. Gene Ontology annotation, molecular function: ubiquitin protein ligase activity; ribosome binding. NCBI's taxonomy places the organism in Eukaryota, Fungi, Ascomycota, Pichiomycetes, Serinales, Debaryomycetaceae. The coding region runs from base 1 to 1920 and encodes 639 amino acids.
AUGUCCGAUUCUGCAGACCAGAAGAAACCUACUACUCAAAGACGUUCUAGAGUCAGUAGAGGAGGAGCCAAAGCGCAACAGCAAUCGAAUAAUCGUAGAGGAUAUCGCAAAAGAAAUGAUUCCAACAAUGCUCAAGGAGAUGAUGAAGAAGAAGAUAUCCCUGAAGAUGAACAAUGUUUGAUUUGUGCUGAGAAAAUGGAAGUUGCAGCGUUAACUCCUUGUAAUCAUACAACUUGUCAUAAAUGUACAUUUAGACAACGUAGUUUAUAUGAAAAAUCCACUUGUCUUAUAUGUCGUACUGAAAAUGAUAAAAUUAUAAUUACUGAACAAAUUCAUAAAGAUUUUGGCGAUAUUACUGAUAAGGAUAUUGUUGCAACGAAUGAUAAAUACAUCAUUGAGUUUACUUCUAAAUUAGCAGAGCAUGAAACGUUGAAAUUAUUGGAAAACAUUUGUUGUAUAUGUCAUGAAACUUUCCCAGAUUUUAAACCAUUGAUUGAUCAUGCUAAAGAAGUUCAUAAUAAGUUUUAUUGUUUAAUUUGUUCAAAAUUUAAAAAAGCAUUCAAAUUGGAAUUACCUUUGUUUACUUAUAAACAAUUGCAAAAACAUCAAAUUGAAGGAGAUGGAGACGAAUCUGGAUUUACAGGACACCCUAAUUGUAAACAUUGUCAAGGUAAAAGAUUUUAUUCUGAAGAUGAAUUGAAUGUUCAUAUUCGUGAUAGGCAUGAACGUUGUCAUAUUUGUGAUCAAUUGAAUCCAAAAACAGCUGACUAUUAUAGAAAUUAUGAUUCAUUAUAUAAUCAUUUCACUAAACUGCAUUAUGUUUGUACAGUUUCAAGUUGUGUUGAAAAGAGAUUUGUUGUAUUUAGAGAUGAUUUGGAUUUAACUGCACAUAUGUUGAAAGAGCAUGGUGGGUUAACAGGAAAUAAUAAUAGAGUUAUCAUUGGAUCUAAUACUCAACAUUUCUCACAAUUAUCUACCUUUGAUUCAAGAAGAUCAGCAAAUAACGGUAGAUGGAUGGGUGAAGAUGAUGAAGUUUUGCAACAAUCUCCAGAAAUUAAAAAGAAAAGAUUUGAAGAAAGAGCUAGACAUUAUUUGAAUUAUAAUAGUGAUAAAUUUAAUGAAUUUAAAUCAUUGAAUAAUAAUUUCAAAAAUAAAAGUAUCACUGCUAAUGAAUUGUUUAACCUUUAUAAACAAAAUUUAUUCAUACAUCAAACUCAAGAAGAAUUGAAUCUUUUAAUUAAAGAAUUUCAAGAGUUUUUCCCUAAAAAUUCUGAUUUCCAUAAAGAUUUAUCAAGCAUAAUCAAAGAAAAUGUUAUUGAAAAUUUCCCAGUAUUGGGUGCAGCUCCAACUAAUGAUAAUUUCCCAGUAUUAGGUGGAAGUAGAAGUGGAUCCACCACACCCGUUGGUGGUCAAAGUUGGGCUAAUGGAGGAAGUAGUUCACGUAAUAACUCAUCAUCCAAUGUUGAUAAAUUCCCACCACUUAAGGCCAAACCAAAGAAGAAGGUUCUUUUAAUGAAUACUUCACCAGCCACAACCACAAGGACAAUUAUUCGACCAGUAUCAACAACUGUCAAAAGACCUAUUUCUACAUUUACUACUGCACCAGUUACAGUUAAAGCUGCAACCAAACAAAAUUUCCCAACAUUGGCAAAGAAAUCACCAUCUACAAUCCCAGGUCCAAUUGCAACAUCAACUCCAUCUUCAUCAGUAACUAGUCUUCCAAUGAUGACAGGAACAAGUUAUGGAAGUGUGAAUAGUGUAUCGAGUAGCUCAUCGUUACCUUCAUCAAGAAACAGUUCCUCCACCAACUUGAACAGUAAUGAACAAUUCCCACAACUUCCAAAGAAAGUAAGUAAAAAGAAGGUGAUUCCAAGAGUUAAACAAUACAAUAUUCCGGAUCCAAAUGCAUGGGGGAAAUGA